GCCUCGUCAACGGCAUUGACCCUCAGUCAGUGUUCAUCAUCCUGCGCACACGAUAAAGAAGCUGCCUUCCAGAAUUAGCUGAAGUGCGUGUUACCAAAGUGUUGACGAGAGCGAAGGAACAAGGAAGGAUCAGGGGCGAGAGAGAGGCGUCAGAGUCCAGGGGCGAGUGAGGAGACCAGGAACAAGGGAGGCAGUCGAAAUCCAGGGAAAACGGAAGGAAAACAGUUUCACCAUAUGAGAAAACUAAGUUCCUGCGAGGAUCCCUGGGUCCACUGGUCUUUCAAGCAGCUCGCCCUCAUUAAUUCCAGCAGAGUUUCGAGGAUGAGACACAUCAGAGUCCGAGCCUGCUUGCUGUUUGUGUGUCUAAGUCUGCUGGUCCUUCAUCUCCUUAAAGAUGUUAUGGACCCAAAGACCCUUCACUUACAAGCUAACAUGAGAGAGGAACUUGAUCAAACAACGACAGUCGCUCCGAAACACUACGGUUUCCUUUGGCCAAGUUGUCGACAGAACAUGUCUGUUGCCAAUAUCUCCGGCUUCAGCUCUCUUCCUGAUGUGAUAAAACACUUUCUGUACUCUCGGCACUGUCGCAAAUUCCCGAUGCUACUGGACCUUCCUCAGAAAUGUGGCGGUGUUGAUCGAUCGGAAGACGUUUUCCUUCUCCUCGUCAUAAAAAGCUCCCCUGUGAACUACGAGCGUCGAGAGGUUCUGCGUAAGACCUGGGCCAAAGAGCGAUUACACAACGGGAAGUGGAUAAGGAGGGUUUUCAUCUCGGGGACAAUGGACAAAGGCUUUGAAAAUACAAGGCUGAACAAACUCCUGGAAAUAGAGCAAAGGGAGCACAAAGACAUCCUCCAGUGGGACUUUGCUGACUCGUUCUACAACCUCACUUUGAAGCAAGUUCUCUUCCUGGAGUGGAUGGAAAGAAACUGUCCUAAAGCUCGCUUUGUUUUCAAUGGUGAUGAUGAUGUUUUUGCCAACACGGACAACAUGGUGGAGUAUCUCCAGAGCCUUGAAGGUAACGACGGAAGAAAGCAUCUCUUCACUGGUCAUUUAAUCCAAAAUGUGGGGCCUAUUCGAUCACCAGGGAGCAAGUACUACAUCCCCGUUCAGGUGCAGGAGUCAAACUCAUACCCUCCCUACUGUGGGGGUGGAGGCUUCCUGCUCUCAGGCUACACGGCUUUGGUCAUAUUCAACAUGUCCCACUCGAUUACCAUUCUUCCCAUUGAUGAUGUUUACAUGGGGAUGUGUCUGGCCAAAGCAGGACUGGCCCCAAGCUCCCAUAUGGGGGUGAAGACGGCAGGACUGCACAUCCCCUACAGCAACCUUGAUAAAUUUGACCCGUGCUACUAUAGAGAAGUGCUGCUGGUGCACAGAUUCCUCCCAGCUCAGAUCUUUCUGAUGUGGCACAGAAUACAUGACCCUGCUUUGAAAUGUGCUUCCUCAAUCAACCAGCAGAUAAAAACCUGGGACUUAACAAGGAGUGCCACGGACUGAGCCUCCCCAUCUUCAUGUGGACCCUUUAAACAGAGCCUUGCCCUAAAGCUGGUGAAGCUGAUUGUCAUCGCAAUGGACAGUUUUUAUGAACCCAGACAUUUUAUGUUGACAGGCAGCUGUUACUAGAAUAAAUCAGGUCAACUUCUUUCUGUGAAAAAUGAGUUUGGUGGGGUGAACAAGCGCCCCUAACAGACUAAACACAGGGGUGCAGCAUAAUUCCCCCAUCCCACGAGCAUUUAUCCUACCCUGCACACGUGCACUGUACAUGUGUGAUCCGGUUCUCUAUGUGGUGUAAAUUUGUCUUCGAAUAGGCAAUUCGAUUUUGGUCUUGGAACCGGGUUGUAGCUUCAACCAGCCCAGGAGAAGCUCCCAGGUCCCUUCUGGCAACGAUAAUAAUCCUACAAUCCUGGGUUGUUUUGUUUGACCUCCUUUGCAAAUUUAAUACAUGACAUCGUUCAAGCUCACACGAUCAUUGAUGGCAUGUCUACAAGGUGAGUUGCCUUCUAUGGAAUGUGACGAUAUGGCGGUAUGAGGAUAAACACCUCACACAUGGUACUGCGUAUAUGCUUAAAGGGGAACAUUAUCACCAGACCUAUGUAAGCGUCAAUAUAUACCUUGAUGUUGCAGAAAAAAGACCAUAUAUUUUUUUAACCGAUUUCCGAACUCUAAAUGGGUGAAUUUUUGCGAAUUAAACGCCUUUCUAUUCAUCGCUCUCGGAGCGAGGACAUCUGAAUGUGACGUCACCUAGGUAAUAAAGCCACCAUUUUCUCAAACACAUUACAAAUAACGCGUCUCAGCUCUGUUAUUUUCCGUUUUUUCGACUAUUUUCUGGAACCUUGGAGACAUCAUGCCUCGUCGGUGUGUUGUCGGAGGGUGUAACGACACUAACAGGGAGGGAUUCAAGUUGCACCACUGGCCCAAAGAUGCGAAAGUGGCAAAAAAUUGGACGAAAUUUGUUCAAAAUACGAGGGUGUGGGGAAAGCCGACGAAAUGGUCAGUCGUUUAUUCCGCACACUUUACCGACGAAAGCUAUGCUACUACAGAGAUGUCAAGAUUGUGUGGAUAUCCUGCGACACUCAAAGCAGAUGCAUUUCCAACGAUAAAGUCAAAGAAAUCUUCCGCCAGACCCCCAUUGAAUGUGCCGGAGUGUCUGCACAAUUUACCGGCGGUGCUAAGGCAGACAUGGCACAGAGAUGUAUGGAUAACCUGCAGAUGCAUUUCCAACGAUAAAGUCAACUAAAUCACAAAGGUGAGUUUUGUUGAUGUUGCUGACUCAUGUUCUAAUCAGACAUAUUUGGUCGCGGCAUGACUGCCAGCUAAUCAAUGCUAACAUGCUAUUUAGGCUAGCUGUAUGUACAUUUGAAACUAUAUUUACAUCCAGCGUUUCCCUCCACCCACAUUUAAUGCCAAACAAACACUUACCAAUCGACGGAUUUAAGUUGAUCCGGUGUCACAAGGUGCGAAACUUCCGAUCGUUGGUCUGCACAUUUUACCGGCGGUGCUAAGGCAAACAUGGCCGAACAGCGUCAAUAGUUUCAGUUUCUUCUUUAAUUUCGUUUUCGCUAUCUGCCUCCAUACCCCAACCAUCCGUUUCAAUACAUACGUAAUCUGUUGAAUCGCUUAAGCCGCUGAAAUCCGAGUCUGAAUCCGAGCUAUUGUCGCUAUAUCUUGCUGUGUUAUCCGUAUUGGCAUCACUGGAUGACGUCACAGGAAAAUGGACGAUGGCUUCACAGAUAGCGAAAAUCAGACACUUUAAAGCCUUGUUUAGGGAUGUUCCGGGAUGGGUAAAAUUUUGAAAAAAACUUCAAAAAAUAAAAUAAGCCACUGGUAAUUGAUUUUUAGUGCUUUUAACCCUUCUGAAAUUGUGAUAAUGUUCCCCUUUAAAAUCGCUGUUUCACCAUUGGAAGCAAAACAUUUGGGCACCUUUGCUUAAUACAGCUAGCAUACACAAAAAAUUAGGCACGUCAAUUAUGGGCAAACAACAAGUUAGGUGUAAUCAAAAGUCGUAGACAACCCCCGUGUGGUGUAAUGCAUGCAACAGAGAGACAUAUACAAAUAAAUACAAUUACAUUUAUAGAUGAAUAUGUCAAUGCCUUGUCCUUAAACUGGCUCGCUGAAAGAGCAAACUACCUAGCACACAAAUAAUUAAAAAAAAACAUGAACAUACGCCCAUGGCAUAUUACGAACUAGUUUCAAUCUGUAAUACAGUAGCUGAUAGCUGAGAACGGAAGAAACAUACAUGACGUGCUAUGUGCGUGCAGAGAAUGAAAAUAUGUUGUUAUCUCAACAACCAACAAGCCUCGACGAUAUAAAGAUAGUAUUUUAAUAGGUGACAUAACACAGACAGUGUGAAUGUGAUAUUGACGUGUGCAAACCUCUCAAUGUUGGUCCGUUUAUUUGACGGAAGAUUCCGCUGAUGUAUUGUUGGACAGUAGACAUAAUAGGUGAUAUUAUUUGCUCACAUAUGCCACCUGUUAGUUGUUUGCGCACGCUGCAGCUUAACCUGAAAAAAAAUGACCAAGCCCCCUAGCACUCCCAGGCGAGAGCCGGCCAGGAAGGGGCCCCAUUGUGAGACCGUCAAUAGCAAUAUUUGGCUCAUUAUUUCAUUCUGUCCACCAACAAAAGAAUGGCAUUGUUGGGUCAAUGAAAAGCAUCUGAAGUCGAUCCUUAGUACUGUUGUGCGCAUCAAAAAGCUAAGUUAUUCUCAAACGUGAAGCUUUUUUCUUUGCUUUUCGUAGAUUUUUCGGAACUUGUCAUCAAAAUUGACAAGAAUGGAUGAUGUGAUUGUCAGUGGCUUGAACACCAAACACCGCUCAUAUGCUCGAGCAACUGCAGGUGAACAGAAUUGUGGGGAUGAGUCCACGACGGAGCUAGAAAACCUGGAGCAACAGGUCCUGCAGUUUUUUCAGUCCAAGAACAUUGAAAUAGACAGUAAUGCUAUCUCUGCCUGUCAUACCCUCCCUCGAAGGGAUAACUUGGCAAAACAAGCAAUUAUUAUAAGGUUUACGAACAGGAAAGUAAAAACUGAUCUUUUGAGAUAGUCUAAAAAGUUAAGAGGUACGGCAGUGUACAUUAAUGAGCACUUAACAAAAAAAAAACUCGGACAUAGCAAGACAGGCUAGGGCCCUAAAGAAACAAGGGAAAAUUCAGUCCACGUGGACACGGAAUUGCAAAGUCUGGAUAAAACUACAGGGCACGCCUGAAGAAGCAAACGUUCUAGUAAUCAGAGAAAUGGGGGAGCUUGAAAAGUACAAAUGAUGAAACCAGAAAUCAUGUUGCCAACUUGGUAAUUGAAUGUUAAUAUAACAGCAAAUGAAUGAGUGAAAUAUGAACUUUGCACUAUGUUUGAAAACGGUAUAGACCCUGAAAAAAAUGUCUUCAAUGGCACAGCAAUGAAUUGCAAAUAUUAUACAGAUGAACAAUAUAAUGACAGUAUAAAAUUAAGUAACCAAUUAACAAUUAUACAUAUUAAUAGUAGAAGUCUGCAAACUUUCACCAUAUAAAGGAAUAUUUAAGUCAAUUUGUAAAACCUUUUAGCAUUAUAGCAAUAUCAGAAACUUGGAUAACUCAAGAAAAAAGUAUAGAUUUUGGUCUGAAUGGGUAUGAAUUUGUGCAUUUGGAUAGAAUAGAUAAAAAGGAAGGAGGAGUAGCACUCUAUAUUGAUAAAAAUCUAAAUUUUAUUAAAGUUGAAAAUAUGACAUCUAUCAUUGAACAAGUAAUGGAAUGUAUAACGGUAGAGAUUAUAAGAGAAGGAAGAAAAAAUAUCCCACUUAGUUGUACAUAUAGAACUCCGGGAUCCAAAAUAGAAACCUUCACCAAAGCUAUGGAAGGAUUAUUUUAUAAAUUGAAUAACAAAGAAAUAUUUAUUAGUGGAGACUUUAACAUUGACUUAAUACAUACAAGUAGCAAUAGAGAAACAGCUGAAUUUAUAGACACAAUGCACAGUAUGAGUUUGAUAUAUUUGAUAAAUAAACCAACAAGAAUCACAUCACAUAGUGCCACCCUAAUUGACAAUAUAUUUACCAAUAUAAUGGAUGACAACCUAAUAUGUGGAAUCUUGAUAAAUGAUAUAAGUGAUCAUCUCCCAGUCUUUGUGGUCUACAACUGUGCCAGUAAAAUUAAAAUCAAGAAUGAAUGUGAAACUGUCUAUAAAAGAAUCAUAACAGAGAAAACACUCAACAAAUUCAAGAAUGAACUACAAAAGCAAAAUUGGAAUACUAUUUAUGAUAAAAAAGAAGUUAAUACAGCUUAUGAAGAAUUCUUAAACACAUUUAAAAUACUAUAUGAUGGAAAUUGUCCAGUAGUAAAUUAGAAAAGGAAGUCAAAGUAUGGCGAGUUUAAACCGUGGAUGACUAAAGGACUCCAAAAUGCCUGUAAAAAAAAGAAUAUUUUAUAUAAGGAAUUUAUAAAAAAUAGAACUUUAGUAAAUGAAAAUAAAUAUAAAAAAAUAUAAAAAUAAACUAAUCAAUAUAAUCAGAAUGUGUAAAAAAGAUUAUUAUAUAAAUAAACUGGAAUAUAACAAGAAUAAUAUAAGAGGUGUAUGGAAAAUAUUAAAUGGUAUUAUUAGAAAUAAAAAUGAUGAUAAUCAAUACCCACCAUACUUUAUGGAAAAUAACAACAUGAUUAAGGAUAAGGAGGUGAUAGUAAAUACAUUUAAUGAUUAUUUUAUAAAUAUUGGACCAAAACUAGCAGAAGAGAUAAAGGUAGAAGGGACAAAAAUAGAUGCAGCAGAUUAUAUCAACCCAAACCCUAAAACAAUGUUUUUAAAACCAGUAGUAGAAAGAGAAAUCAGGGACAUAGUCAAAAGUUUUAAGAACAAAACAAGCAAAGAUGUGGAUGAUAUAGACAUGCAAACUUUAAAGUAUGUGAUAGAUGGAAUUAGUGCUCCAUUAGCGUAUCUAUUUAACCUUUCAUUUGAAAUGGGAGUAUUUCCUCAACUAAUGAAAAUUGCAAAAGUUGUUCCUAUUCACAAAGCGGGAGACGGACACUUAUUCACAAACUACAGACCAAUCUCAAUAUUACCACAGUUCUCCAAAAUAUUAGAAAAAAUAUUUAUAGAUAGAUUCGAUGGCUUUGUAGGAAAAAAUGAAUUAUUACCAGAUAGGCAGUAUGGUUUCAGGAAUAAUCGAUCAGCAGCACAAGCAUUAACAGAUUUAAUUGAAAAAAUAACUGAUAGUAUUGAUAAAAAUAAAUAUACAAUAGGAGUAUUCUUAGAUCUUAAGAAGGCUUUUGAUACAGUAGACCAUAGUAUUCUUAUUAGAAAAAUGGAAAAAUAUGGUUUUAGGGGUAUUGUUCUGGAAUGGAUAAAAAGUUAUUGAUCUGAUAGAAAGCAGUUUGUACAGAUAUCACAAAAAAAAUCAUGUUGGUUAAAUAUUACAUGUGGGGUACCACAGGGGUCAGUCUUAGGGCCCAAGAUGUUCAUCAUGUAUAUAAAUGAUAUUUGUAAAGUAACUGAAAACCUUAAAUAUGUUUUAUUUGCGGAUGACACCAAUGUACUCUGUUCUGAUGUGGACUUGCAGCAGCUCCUGAGGACCGUCACCAUGGAGAUGUGUAAACUAAAAAAAUGGUUUCAAUCAAUCAAUCAAUGUUUACUUAUAUAGCCCUAAAUCACUAGUGUCUCAAAGGGCUGCACAAACCACCACGACAUCCUCGGUAGGCCCACAUAAGGGCAAGGAAAACUCACACCCAGUGGGACGUCGGUGACAAUGAUGACUAUGAGAACCUUAGAGAGGAGGAAAGCAAUGGAUGUCGAGCGGGUCUAACAUGAUACUGUGAAAGUUCAAUCCACAAUGGAUCCAACACAGUCGCGAGAGUCCAGUCCAAAGCGGAUCCAACACAGCAGCGAGAGUCCCGUUCACACCGGAGCCAGCAGGAAACCAUCCCAAGCGGAGGCGGAUCAGCAGCGCAGAUAUGUCCCCAGCCGAUACACAGGCAAGCAGUACAUGGCCACCGGAUCGGACCGGACCCCCUCCACAAGGGAGAGUGGGACAUAGAAGAAAAAGAAAAGAAACGGCAGAUCAACUGGUCUAAAAAGGGAGUCUAUUUAAAGGCUAGAGUAUACAAAUGAGUUUUAAGGUGAGACUUAAAUGCUUCUACUGAGGUGGCAUCUCGAACUGUUACCAGGAGGGCAUUCCAGAGUACUGGAGCCCGAACGGAAAACGCUCUAUAGCCCGCAGACUUUUUUUGGGCUUUGGGAAUCACUAAUAAGCCGGAGUCCUUUGAACGCAGAUUUCUUGCCGGGACAUAUGGUGCAAUACAAUCGGCAAGAUAGGAUGGAGCUAGACCGUGUAGUAUUUUAUACGUAAGUAGUAAAACCUUAAAGUCACAUCUUAAGUGCACAGGAAGCCAGUGCAGGUGAGCCAGUACAGGCGUAAUGUGAUCAAACUUUCUUGUUCUUGUCAAAAGUCUAGCAGGUUUGAUGCUAAUAAAUGAUCAUUAAACCUAAAUAAAACUAACUUUAUGUUAUUUGGAAAUAAGAGAAAUGAUAUAGAUGUAAAAUUAUAUAUAGACAAUGUUAGUAUAGAAAGAGUAAACAAAAUCAAAUUUUUGGGUGUGAUCUUGGACCACAGGAUCUGUUGGAAGUCACACAUGACAUACAUCAAAGGGAAGUUGGCCAGAAGUAUUGCUGUCCUGGGUAAAACAAGGCACAUUCUUAAUCAAAAAACAUUACACACUCUUUAUUGUACACUUGUUUUACCAUAUUUGAGUUACUGUCUAGAAGUUUGGAGAAAUACAUACAGGAUGAACAUCCAAACACUAUUCAUAAUGCAAAAAAGGGCCAUCAGACUGAUACAUAACACAGGACCCCGAGAACACACUAAUGGAUUAUUUAUAAAAACAUUUGAUUUAAAACUACCAGAUCUCAUCCAACUCAAGACUGCCCAAAUGAUUUCUAAAGCAAGUAAAGAUUCACUUCCAACAGGGUUACAGAGAAGAUUUUUACAGAGAGAAGGGAAUUAUAAUUUAAGACGAGAACUACUUUUUAAGAUCCAAUAUUGUAGAACAACGCAGAAACGAAUGAGUAUAACAAUAGCAUGGGUUAAAAUAUGGAACUGUUUAAAGGAUGAAAUAAAACACAGCACCAACAUAAACCAGUUUAAAAAGCUUUUUAAAUCAUUUAUCAUUAGUAAAUAUAAGAAUUAAGAGCAAACAUUGUUUUAGAAAGACAAUAAUAUAUAAUAUGUAUAUAAAUACAAUUUAUGAUUUCAUAAUUAUACAUAUAGGUUAUAUUAAAAUGUAUAUAUUACCACUUUAUAUGGAAUUUAAAUAAAUUAUGUAUAUAUAAUAUAUAUAUAUAUAUAUAUAUAAGUGUACAAAUGUAAAUGUUUGAUUUAAAUGUUAAACUGUGUAUAUGAGACGUGUGCUACAUAUAUGUUGCUUAUAUAUUGUUUAAAAAAAAAAGUAAUACAAGUGAAGCAUGUUUUAGAUUUUAUAUAUUUUGAACCUUGUUCUUGUUGUGAUGGGAUAGGUUUGUAUAAGCGUUGCUUCAACCUACACCCUUUCGGCUCAAUCAUUGCUCAAAUGAGUGUUUUUUUUCUUUUUCUUUUUUUGUUGUUGUUCUUUGUUUUAUGUGAAGAUUGCCGAAAUAAAUAAAUGGUUUAAAGUUAAAGGGGAACAUUAUCACCAGACCAAUGUAAGCGUCAAUAUAUACCUUGAUGUUGCAGAAAAAAGACCAUAUAUUUUUUUAACCCAUUUCCGAACUCUAAAUGGGUGAAUUUUGGCGAAUUAAACGCCUUUCUGUUUAUCGCUCUUUUUACGAUGACGUCAGAACGUGACGUCUCCGAGGUAAUACAGCCGCCAUUUUCAUUUUCAACACAUUGCAAACAUUGGGUCUCAGCUCUGUUAUUUUCCGUUUUUUCGACUAUUUUUUGGAACUUUGGAGACAUGCCUCGUCGGUGUGUUGUCGGAGGGUGUAACAACACUAACAGGGAGGGAUUCAAGUUGCACCACUGGCCCGAGGAUGCGAAAGUGUCUGCCGCCAGACCCCCAUUGAAUGUGCCAGAGUGUCUCCAUAUUUGACCGGCGAUGACAGACAUGGCACAGAGAUGUAUGGAUAACCUGCAGAUGAAUUUGCAACGAUAAAGUCAACGAAAUCACAAAGUUGAGUUUUGUUGAUGUUGACUUAUGUGCCAAUCAGACAUAUUUGGUUGCGGCGUGACUGCUAGCUAAUCAAUGCUAGCAUGCUACGUUAAUCGACGCUAACAUGCUAUUUACCGGCGGUGCUAAAGCAGACAUGGCACAGAGAAGUAUGGAUAACCUGCAGAUGCAUUUGCAACUAUAAAGUCAACGAAUUCACAAAGGUUAGUUUUGUUGAUGUUGACUGCCAGCUAAUCGAUGCUAACAUGCUACGCUAAUCGGAGCUAACAUGCUAUUUAUCAGCGGUGCUAAAGCAGACAUGGCACAGAGAUGUAUGGAUAACCUGCAGUUGCAUUUGCAACUAUAUUACGUUUCCUUCCACCCACAUUUAAUGCGAAAAAAACACUUACCAAUCGAAGGAUUUAAGUUGCUCCAGUGUGACGAGAUGCGAAAGUCCUGAUCGUUUGGUCCGCUUAUUUUACCGGCGAUGCUAACGCAGCUAUUCGGCCAUGCUAUGGCUAUGAAUAGCGUCAAUAGCUAUUCGCUCAAUAGCUUCAGUUUCUUCUUCAAUACUUUCAUACUCCAACCAUCCGUUUCAAUGCAUGCGUAAUCUGUUGAAUCGCUUAAACCGCUGAAAUCCGAAUCUGAAUCCGAGCUAAUGUCGCUAUUUCUUGCUGUGCUAUUUGCCAUUGUUUGUUUACAUUGGCAGCACUGUAUGACGUCACAGGGAAAUGGAUAGUCGCAUCGCAAAUAGCGAAAAUCAAGCAUUUUAAAGCUUUUUUUAGAAAUAUUCCGGGACCGGUAACAUUUUGAAAAAAACUUCAAAAAAUACAACAAGCCACUGGGAACUGAUUUUUAUUGUUUUUAACCCUUUUGAAAUUGUGAUAAUGUUCCCCUUUAAGGUGCAAUAUUUCAUUGUUUGUACGUUUUUAUUAGAAACAGUGGGGAAAUUUGCGUUAAAUUUUUUUCACUUAGAUUAAUCACAUGUUUUAAUGGUGAUUAUUCAUGAUUAACUACAAUUACUUGCAUAACUUAUAUUUGGUACUUUUUGUUGACAACAUUGUUACAAGUUUACUUUGUGGAAACACAUUUUGAUUUUAUGUGUUGUUGUUUUUUUAACUUGUUAAGGUAAAACAGGAUAUGUGGUCAAAAUAAAUUACGUGAUCAAUC
Molecule: messenger RNA, 10740 nt
Organism: Nerophis ophidion (straightnose pipefish)
Lineage: Eukaryota; Metazoa; Chordata; Actinopteri; Syngnathiformes; Syngnathidae
Product: N-acetyllactosaminide beta-1,3-N-acetylglucosaminyltransferase 3-like
Exons: 3
Coding region: 235-1494 (419 amino acids)
Cellular component (GO): membrane
Molecular function (GO): hexosyltransferase activity
Source: RefSeq, a predicted model, not a curated record